GUAACUCAAAGACAGAGGGCUGGAGCAACAAGACUCUCCACAGUAGAGCAGCAGCACUUAGAAAAAAAAAAGGAAAAAGGGAGUAAGGAGGGAGACAGCCGGGUCACAGGAGUCCACCAAGCGUCCAGGAAACAGCUCGUAGCACAGGGGGCUCGGCCAAAAGAGGCGGCGAGCACUUUGUUAUUGGAAAAGCUGACAAGCGAGUAAGGCAGCAGCGGGCAGGGAGGAGAAAGACAGAGAGAGGUGGCUGCCUGACUUUGAGUUUGGUCACUGAAGGCCUCAUGCAGCUUCUUAGCGGCAACUUAAUUCAGCUUUUGUCUGCCUGACCCGCCACCUCGACUUUUAGCGGAGCUCACCAGGAGCCCAGGAGGCAGGGAGAGAGAGGAAGUAAAGUCAAACGAAGGGGGGAAAAAAACAAAGAAAGAAAAGGAAACAUGAUGACCCAAGAACAGUGCACUCAUAGGAACAAUGUCCAGAGUUCAGAGAAACCACAAGUGUACAAAGUGGGAAUAUACGGCUGGAGGAAACGCUGCCUUUACUUCUUCGUCCUGCUGCUGAUGAUCUUGAUCCUGAUCAACUUGGCACUAACUAUCUGGAUCCUAAAGGUCAUGAACUUCACCAUAGAUGGCAUGGGCAACCUCAGAAUAACGGAGAAGGGCCUGAAACUGGAGGGAGACUCUGAGUUCCUCCAACCCCUCUAUGCCAAAGAAAUCCAGUCCAAACCAGGCCGCCCGCUGUUCCUGCAGUCGUCCAGAAACGUGUCGGUCAAUAUCGUCAACAGCGGCAACCAGCUGCUCACGCAGCUUGUAACAGGAUCCAAUGGAUUUAAAGCACGGGGCAAGAUGUUUGAAGUCAAAUCCAACUCUGGGAAGCUCCUCUUCUCCGCCGACGAGCACGAGGUGGUGGUGGGCGCAGAGAGGCUCCGGGUGAUGGGGGCCGAAGGAGCCGUGUUCAGCAAAUCAGUGGAAACGCCGCACGUCAGGGCCGAGCCGUUCAAAGAGCUACGGCUGGAGUCCCCCACCCGCUCUCUGCUCAUGGAGGCACCGAAAGGCAUCCAGAUCCUGGCCGAGGCCGGAGACAUCCAGGCCAUCUGCAGGAACGAGCUUCGGCUGGAGUCCAAAGACGGAGAGAUCUAUCUGGACGCUCCGAGCAUUCGUCUGAUGCGACUGCCGGAGGGGAAAGCCUCCACCAGCUCCUCGUCCUCUGGGACCAGGCAGACCGUCUACGAGGUCUGCGUCUGUCCCAACGGGAGGCUUUUCCUGUCCCAGGCUGGCACCGGAUCCACCUGCCAGAUGAGCAGCGUCUGCUUCUAGGACUUACAAACGUGCAAAUAGAAAUAAAUAAAUAAAUACACAGAUAUCCGGAAAGAAUGACGGGCUUGAACGGACAGAUGUACACAUAUCGCCUGCCGAUACUGAUACAGAAGAUUUUGAACUGAAGCUGAUAACAUGUAAUAAUUCGAUGCAAACGAAUCCCUUAAUUUUCUAUCGGAGCAUCAUGGGGAAACUAAACGUCUUCAGGCUCUUUACGUGCAGCAACAGCCGGCUGUGAAUCACGAACACUAUUUAACAAAAGGCCAGGAUUUGUAAUAUACCAGAGCGACCCUGCAACAGACACAUACGCACACACAGAUGCACACACUAGCUGACAGACACGCAGACACACACAUGAACAAAGAAGCUCAUCGAAGCCUCCUGGUUGAAACUGAGAGGAAAAACCCUCCAGAGGUUCACCAGAAGAGACAAUGAUCUGUUCCCUUUCUCCCUCAAGAGCAUCUCAGUACCAGAAUCACUAGGGUGAUCACCCGUAGCAACAGACCCUCCCAUCUGUUCUUCUCCUCCUCCUCCAUCUUCCCUUAUCUCUUCUCUCCUUCCCUGCUGACUGCAGCUCAAAGCUUUGACCUUCCUGCUGCUGGCAGAUCCCAGUGGGCGCACCAUCAGCACCUCAUCAUGAUCAGUCCCAGAAGGAACUGGAAUAUGAGGACUCGAAACACACGCCAGAUCCAGAUGUGCUACAGUGUGCCUCCUGGGAGAAUAAUUUAAUGCUAAAAGUCACGUUCACGUUAUUCACUCAGACCUGUUCUCGCGGCUUCUCACAUUAUUCUUGGGAAUUUUGAGAAUUUCAUAGGCGACGUGACGCCUUGGUCAGCCAAACACUGUAAAAAAAACAACUUUUUUUCAAAAAAGAAUUCACAUCUUUCUCCAGUCCUAGUUUUUUUUUUUUGCAGUUUUUGUUUUCUUGGGCUGAAUAGGAAAUCAAAAAUGUGUUAUAUUUUGGAAAUCUAUUUGUAUUUGAUUAUUUCCCUUAUUCGUUUAUUUUUUUCUUUAUGUUCAAUCCUCCACCUUCUGCUUCCCCUCAAUGCUCCGAGACGCCAACUCUGGAUGACUUACCUGGAGUUUGUUGGGUUUUUAAUCCUGGACGCUGCGUCACAGCCUCAACCACUAAUCUACAACUUUUUAAACAUUUGAUGUGGACAUUUGAUUUACUCUCAUGUACUGAUUCUCUGUGUGCUUUUGCUCCUCCUCCAUCCUACCGUUCCGAUGGUGAAGACAUUUUUUGAAAACACCCUCGACAUAUUGAAACCACUCACAGAAACGUAGAAGUCACGCGAAAUGUCCAGCGGGAGCCGCUGGAAUCUCAGCGGUGGUCACCCUACUUGUUUCUGGCACUGGGACAUUUUUGGAAAAAAAAUAAAUUAAAAAAAAAGGACAAACUAAAUAAACUAAUGCGAGCCACUCUGUUGAAAGAGGGGAACUGUGCCUGUGCCUUACGUCGAUGCACUUGUGGCAAGAAGAAGCACAUCACACGGACUUUCUUUGGCAUCAGCGAGUAACAUGAUCUCUGAUUUCAGUUCAGCUUCAUCCGAUUCACAAAUCUUUCGUUUCUGUGCGAAUGCAAAGACCUCCGGCCACAUCUGACUGUAGCGCCCCCUGCUGUCAACGCCCGGCUCUGCAAAAGGAUGUGUUACGCUUUAGUUUUCUGUUGUUUUUAUGAUCAAAUAUCCUGUGUGAAACCAAGACUGUGGUCCUGUUAACGUUUUACGUGGCCAUCCUGUGGAGUUUAAAUGUCAUGCGAUGGCACUGAUGAUUUCCACUGCGUCUCAAACCACUUCAGCAAAAUACCUCUGGUGUUUCUUGCAUGUUGCCACACACCAUCUUUGUCUCUUUACACAGAUACUUUGAAGUUUUAAUUCACCUAAAGUCAUGCAGAAAUCUCCACGGCUGGGAAGUUAAGCUAACGCAGCAGUACCAAAAAAUGCACUUCCUCAAAUGGCCACUAGAGGCCGGCUCCAAACGUGAUUCAAGCCUUAUAUACCUCCGAGUUAAAAUGUCAGCUUUAUAGCAGAUAUUAACAUGUUUAGAGCUUAGAGCUAAUUUAAUCUGCUUUAGUCAGCCUCACACACUGAGGGUGAGGGCCAGUCCGCCUCUCUGACCAUUUUUGAAUUAGCUAAGAGUUAAGUGGAGUCAGGCACUGCCAAGAUACCACACUGAGUUUCAAAAACUGAUUGAAUCGGGAAACAGGACAUUAGUUUCUCUUUAUUUAGUCAGUUGUUAAAAUAUUGCGUCUCGAGAUCAGAAAGGAGUGCUCAUUUGUAUCAUGUUUUGCUGUGUUUUAAAUAGUUUGCUAAGAUCAACUCAUCAACCUUAAUUUAUAACAAUAGUGUAACUGUCAUGCAUAGAUAUUACUUAAAGCACUCUAAGGUUCAUUUACAACCAUCCUGAAGUGGUUGGCACUGGAUGUCUGUUUAAUAUUUUUUUUGUGUCUGAUGAACAUAUUGGUAAAGCUGCAGGAAUUUAUCAGCAUAUCAGCAAACAAAGAGAGAGACAGUUCCCUGUAAUAUCUAUCUGUGGCAACUACACCAGAAUAAAACAUUGUUUUUCAGUGUCAGACGAUGAUACGGAGAUGAAACGCCAAUGUGUAAAUAUGACACAAAUCGAGCAUUGUUCGGGAUGCAGUAACACAAAUAUAAUGAUGUGAAGACCUCGCAUGUUAACACCAAUAAGAACUCAGAUGCAGCGAGGUCUGUGUGCGGCUUUUCUUUUUCUCUUAUGUUGUUGCGUGUCACAUCCUUUUCCAGAGUCGGGUACGCCACCCUCCCCGCCGUCUCUCAGCUUCUCUGUCGCUGUAUAUUAAAGGACUUUCACAGAUAUUUCACCACAGAAUUGAACUUAUCUGAUGUAAUUGUUUUUUAAUACAUGUACACAAGAGAAAUACACCAUUUUAUACAACUGUAUGUGUAAAUAGUGUACACGUAUCUGCGUCGGCGCGGCAUUAGACGAUAAACGCCGGCGAAAGAGAAACACUCCUCUUUUACAAAAAGGAAAACCUUUUUUUUAUAAUGUACAUCAGUAUGUGUUUUUGUACUAAAAGGGUAAAACAAAAAAAGAUAACGUUAAGGGAUAUUCAUUGAGUUAGCAUGUACAGCGAUGUAUACAAUGUUCACCUGUGGAGAACAAGCUGGUUUUGUUUCUGUCUUCUUCCUCCCUGUUCCCGUCUCUCCCGCUGAGCUCAGAUGUUCCACACGAACACGAACCUGCUUCUCUCUUUUUCUUUUGUGGCUGUUGUUCUGUACGGCCCGAGGUCUUUGCAUUCUCUCCAAGUGUGCUGUGUGUAAAUUUGUGCUACUAUGAGUGAUCUUUUUAGUUUGUUCUUCUGCUCCACGGAACGUGCUGAAUGAUUCUCAGACACCGAAAACCAAAAGUAAAAAGAAAAAAAAGAAAAAAGAAAAAGACGAGCCGAGAAGGAAACGGUGCACAGGGAUGAGGAGAAAUGUGCUGCAGGGACUGGACUGGACACAAGAACUGGAAACAAAAAUGCGCAAGUGAUUAAUGAGAUAUACAAUUAUUAUUGCAUUGGUGUAAUCAGUCACACUGAAAUAGUUACAGAAGUGCAAAACCUUUAGAUUGACUUUGACCUAAAGCCCAGUCCCUGAUCGAAGUGUGAACAGUUCUUCCAGCCCUGUGUUUUCACUCUGAGCUGUUCUGUACCUUCUUUUCUGGGCUGCUGUCUGGGGUUAACAUCCAUCCUGAGUAUUUACAUUUUUCUUCAUCCUUCAAUCUGAAACUGCCGCUCAUGGAGUAGUUUUCAAAGAUGCCAAAAUAAAAAGGCGUUGUUCAAAUUGA
This is a messenger RNA of Mugil cephalus (flathead mullet), 5123 nucleotides long. RefSeq names its product sarcoglycan, delta (dystrophin-associated glycoprotein) (gene sgcd). Gene Ontology annotation, biological process: heart contraction; cardiac muscle tissue development. Bases 435 to 1313 code for a protein of 292 amino acids. The record is from RefSeq and is a predicted model, not a curated record. The transcript has 8 exons. Gene Ontology annotation, cellular component: sarcolemma; sarcoglycan complex. Lineage: Eukaryota; Metazoa; Chordata; Actinopteri; Mugiliformes; Mugilidae.